This is a messenger RNA of Magallana angulata, 6458 nucleotides long. RefSeq names its product hepatocyte growth factor receptor-like. NCBI's taxonomy places the organism in Eukaryota, Metazoa, Mollusca, Bivalvia, Ostreida, Ostreidae. Gene Ontology annotation, molecular function: ATP binding; protein kinase activity. The coding region runs from base 5 to 4099 and encodes 1364 amino acids. The record is from RefSeq and is a predicted model, not a curated record. The transcript is spliced from 25 exons. Gene Ontology annotation, biological process: protein phosphorylation; cell surface receptor protein tyrosine kinase signaling pathway; multicellular organism development. Gene Ontology annotation, cellular component: signaling receptor complex.
CAUAAUGACUAUUCUUCAAGAAUCUGGUAGAUGGAUAUCGUUUGUAGUUUGUCUUCUGGUUGUUGUGGACUCGACCGUUUCCGGGUUUAAUUACUUUGAGCCCACGGAUGUCAAAGAACUGAGACUACUUGGGCAGGUCAGUGCAACAUCGUGUGGAUCCGGGUCACACUGCAAUUCCACUUCCGAUUGCACGAGCGGGAUCGUGGAAUCUCCACAGUACAUUGAUAUUCUGGAUAAUGUUGAAGAAAUCUGUCUAGCUGAUGAUUUCCUUUCUAAGAAUGAGCUGCAUCAAGGAAUAAAGAAAGAUAGUAAUUUUUCAACCACUUCCAGCAAUCUUGGUAACUGCACCAACGUUACAAAAAGUCUUAAUGGAAAGAUGUCCACUUACUAUGGACUUUCGUUCUGGAUCUUCGCAUCAACACCAAAAUGCAACCUUUUUAAGGUUACAAAUUCAAGCAGUGGUGAAUCACAAGUUAAAUUAACAUCAGCAUGGAGCAUUGGUAUAAAUACAUUGUAUAAUUCAAAGACUGGUUCAAAAGUAAAGAGCGGGACAUGGAAUCAUAUUUUCUUAAGGACUGAGAGCCUAACUCAAACCUCGGUUUUCAUAAAUGGAGAGUAUUUUAAACCUACCUCUUAUACUGGUCUGCCUCAGAAUCCAGAAAAUGUCAUUCUAAAUAUCGACUGUUCCGGUAUUAUUGUUGUUGACUUUCGUUUCUAUUGGAGAUACCUUACAAACAGGGAAAUCCAAUAUGAAAUAAAUGACGGAGUCAGUUUGUCUCGCUUGCCAAUUAGUUUUCCUGAGUGCAGGUGCCCCCAGACCCACCCUCAAUUUGUGAUGGAUGCUGCUGACCCCUCAGGCGUAUUUUGCAAACAGUUAACAACAGUUGACAAAGUAAGGAGAUUAUCCAAUGGGACGGUGGAUAAUAUGCGGGAUAAUGAUUACAACACAGUAUGGACAAGUUCAGAAUCCAUGCCAACAAUUUAUUUUACGUUUGAUCAGGUUUUUAUGAUUGACAGUGUGAAGAUAAAUUUUGUAUCCAAUGGUGAACCAGGAAGUGUAGAAAUAACUUUGUCAAUGAGAGGCAAGAAGAUGAAUUCUAAAGAAUUUACAAGCUAUCAGUCAAACAUUUUAACCUGGGAUAUUCGUAACUCUUUUGGUCCACUGUCAGAAAACAGCACAAGAAGUGAGGUAGAAAAAAUGGUAGCCGAUAAAAUUGAAAUAAGAAUGAACAAGAUGGACUCUUCGUCAAGUGUUAGCAUCAGUGAAACCAGUAUUAUGGGAAGGUGCUACUGUAAUGGACACUCAAAUUCUUGUCAAAUCUUUGGGAGGAACUUUAAUUGUACCUGUAACAAUGAGAGGAAUGUACAGGGGGACAGCUGUGAGCUCUGUACUGAACUAGGCAAGUUCCAGGAGGAGUUUGCUUGUGACAACUCGUGCAACUGUAGCAGCAAUGGAACUAAUGGAAAUACAUCAGUCUGCCAAGGUGUUGGAGGCCAAUGUAACUGUAAGACAAAUGUGAUGGGGAGAGUGUGUGACGUGUGUAAACCAUUACACUACAAUUUAUCUCAGAGCAAUCUAGACGGUUGUACAAGGUGUAUCUGUGGUCCCGGAACCAAGUCAUGUGACACCAAUACUGGAGCCUGCACCUGUAAAAACAAUACGGAGACCACUUCCGAUAGAUGUGAGAGGUGUCUCCCCGAGUAUUAUGGAGUGUCGGGUACAGAGUGCGUACCGUGUGGUUGUGACAACAGGGGGAUUAUUGGAGGAAACCUCUCUUGUUUAGAACCCACGGGACAGUGUGAAUGCAAACUGAACGUCCAAGGUCGUCAGUGUAAUGAAUGUAAAGACGGAUAUUAUAACUUGAAUAAAAGUUGUUUUCCUUGCAAGUGCAAUAAGGUCGGGAGGAUGAGUGAGAUCUGCGACAAAGGAAAUAAGGGACUGUGUACGUGUCGCGGAAACUUCACUGAUCAAAACAACAUUCGCUGUGAUCCAGUGAUUGUUCCAAAUCAGCUUGAUCCAGCAUUUGGUCCUGUGGAUGGAAAUACUACAGUCACUGUCCGUGGGAAAUUACUUUACAGAUCGGGUAGCAAUGUAACGUUUUCUAUUGGUACCAGCCGUAACAAUAGUCCCUUUUUAGUUAAUGACACUGUAAUUCAACUUUUAACUCCCCCCAGUACAUCAGCAGGAACUGUUAUUCUGAAAUUGAAGUGGGCUGAUGCUUAUGAUGUUGAUAGUGAACCGCCGGACUUCUACUGGAAUUUUACAUUUGAAUACCGACCAAACCCAGUGGUGAGCAGCGUGCAGUCGAUAAAUGCUUUUAUGAGUGGAGGAUGUAAAAUAUCAGUCACAGGAACAAACCUCAACAGUGUGGCCAAACCGAUGCUGGUUGUGUAUGGAAAUGGAAUUAAUAACAGUUUGGAGGAUUGCACUCCUGAGGGCCCCGGUCUUAUUCUCUGCAAUUCCCCAAAGGGGUACAAUGUAGGGGCUACCUUGAGAUAUGGAUUACAGUUGGACGGCAUUAGGAUGUACGAGGACUUGAACAGAUUUCAAAAUAACACAAUAAAAAUCGUGAUUGACCCAGUGCCCACAAGAGAGGAUGAGAUAGUACAGGACUACAAGCCAGUGUUUGAAACAGAACUAACCAUUGAGGGCGAGCAAUUUACUUCAGGUUGUUCCGAUUCAGACUUCAAAGUGAUGUUGCGUGGAAGCUCAGCUAAUUAUAGCUGUCUAAUUAAAAGUCUCGAGCAGGAACUGAUUAAGUGUGAGCCUGACUUGGGUUUCCCAGGAGUUGAUGAAGAAGUGAUGAUGAUGUUGUAUAUUGGUGGAAAGCCCUUUGACAUACAGAAGGUAAAACUGCACACCUUUUGGAACACCUGGCAGUUUAUCCUGAUUGCUGUCGGGGGGUCAGUGUUCAUUCUGCUGGUCACACUAAUACCCCUCUUCGUCUGCUGCUGCUGCCGCUCCAAAAAAAUGAAUGUGAACAACGACACCACAGACACUGGUAAAGAUUUUACAUCUCUGAAUAAUUUGGACCCACAGCUACUGGUAAAUCGUCAACAAAACAGCUAUGUGGAUGUUCGGAUAGAUAAAGACUGCUGGACAGAAUUUAUACACAAAGUGAGCGAAUCGGUCAGGAAAAUGUUAAAAUCCAGCCAAGUGGAUAAAUCAGACAUUGUUGUGGGGUCCCGAUGCAUAAAGAAAGGAGCUGAUGUUCGUAUUGUUGAUGGCCAUUUUGCCCCAGGAACGGGUAAACCUUAUGCUGGCAAAUCCACAAUGAUCAAAACUAUGGUUGGCAACUUCGGCAAUUUCGAAAACAACUCGGUACCGGAAUGGGUGAACACAGGGCUACAAGAAUGUUUGAGGUUCCGAGACAUCUUUGACGACAACGUUCUACAGAUGCAGGGAGUGUCGGUGGACAAGGAACGGUUCUACAUUCUGUACCGCGGCUAUAAGCGAAGUCUGAAGGAUUAUCUUAAUGACCAGAGCAACACUCCUACCAAAGCCAUCUUGUUGAAUAUGUGUGUUCAGUUAAUGGAAGGUCUCCAGUUUAUACACAACAAUGGCAUCACGCAUAAAGACUUGGCAGCCAGGAACUGUGUUGUUGAUGAAGAUGGAAAUUUUUUCAAAGUGUCUGAUGGAGCAUUUUCCUGGAGUCUUUACCCAGAGGAAUACAUGUAUGACUCCCGCCGGGAAAAGUUCCUGCCCGUCCGAUGGAUGGCCCCAGAGAGUUUGACAGCUGGGUUUUAUGAUGCAGCCUCGGAUGUGUGGGCUUACGGAGUAUUAAUUUGGGAGAUCAUGUCGUUGGCAUUAUAUUUGCCAUACCAUGACCAGGAAGAGGACGAAAAAAUCAAGAGCUACGUCGUAGAUUCUGGAUUCCGACUCGGGAAACCUGAGCUUGCGUCUGACUCUUUAUAUCAAGAAAUCAUGCUUCCAUGUUGGGAGCAUCAAAGCGCACAACGACUAAAAUUAUCAGAGAUCGGCGACAAAUUCGAGCUUCUGCAGAACCCAGGGGCACUUGACCAUCAGACGUCUUACGUUAAUAGUGCUGAACUCCUGGAGGAGGAUAUGGCAGUGUAUUAUAACUAUGGUAUUGAAUAAGGAGAGGACAUUUUGAGUGGCUGUUAGCAUAUUUGACAUGUAGAAGCUUGCCUAUUCCUCUGUGCCCAAGGCAAUUUUUGUGAUACUUGGAAACAUUCCUCAUUUAUUAAUACAUGUAUCUAUGCAUUAACAUAAUUAUUUGAUGUGAAAACUGUUGAUCUGCCAUAUUUUUCAUUUUCAUAUUUUUCAUUUUUUUUUAUAAUCUAUACAAUCAUGAACAAAUGUUACAUAUUUACUUACCAUAGUGUAUGUGCAGGCCGGUUCUUUUGUUUUGUUCACCUGGGUCACUCAGGUGACUUAUUGAUUGCUCUCUGUUAUUUUGUCUGACAUUGGUGCAACAUAUGCUGUGUUAGGUUCAAUUUCAGUUUUUCUCAUAAACUACAUAACUUCAAUUUAUCCAAACAUGGUGUGUAGCCUUAAUACCAGUCCAACACAUUUUUGCAUCCAUGAUCCCUGGAUCAGUGGCUCCAGUAUUGGGGCAGGGCUUUAUUGGUCAAAUUAUAAUGAAAAUCCAUGAAGUCAUAUAAAAUUUCCUUCUCUACAUUGGGACAUCAUACAUGUAUGUUACAGUACAUGCAAAAGGAACACUAUAAUGUCUGUUCAAAUGAAGACAAAUACUAAUCUUUAUCAAAAUUAGGGAAUUCAUGACAUAAUCCUUGAGUAAACAGUUCUUUGAUAUAGUCUUUUAUAUGACUAUAAAAGGGAAGGGCUCCAUGAUUUAUAUCAAAAUUGCAUUACCGCUAACUCUUUCGAUUUCUUCUAUUCCAGGUCAAUUGGACUAGAAAAUAUGUAAAAAUAAUUAAUUAAUUAUCUUUGUAAUCAAAUACAUGUAAUUCAUUGUCUUUUGGUCAAAUUUUAGAUGGGACGUACUAUUUUGAUUGUACAGUGAAAAUGAAUUGAUUCUCACUUAUAUUUUGAAUACAUUUUCCCUUACCAUACAUUUUGUCAAUAUAACAACACAUCAAUUUAUUUAAAUUAAUACAUUUUAAGCACCAUUUUAUUCUCAGGUGACCAUAAAGGCCCAUGGGCCUAGUUAUCAGUUAAUCUUAUCAAUCAUUAAACUGAUUUUUCAUUGUAUACAAUGUUAUAAAUAGUUAUAGUUACAUGUAUAUGUUUACCCAAUCAUUUAGAAUUCAUUGUUUUACUAUUAAUUAUAAAUACUUCAUUGUAAAAAUACCAGAAAGUUUAAAAUUAAGGGGUUUUUUUUCCAUCAUGUAUAUAUAUACAUUUGAUAUACCGUAUGAGCAUAUUUAUAUAUAUAAUUACGGUAUUAUAUAAUAUUAAUCUGCUAUAUUUAUUUCAUCAAAUAUUGACGUUGAAGUAAAUGUUAAUGUUGUACAUAUUUACAUAUGUUUUAAAUGUUAUAUUUUAUAAUUAAUCAGAUAUCAGCUUUUGAUUAGGAAUCAUUUUUUUCUCAUAUUAUGACUACAUUUUUUAAAUUGACUAUGCAUCAUGAUUUAUUUACUAUAUAUGCUUCACAUUCCGACCGAGUGAUUAUCAUGUACAUUGAAAUAUGAUAUAAUUAUCUAUCAUUUAAGGAAUUUAUUAUAAUUAUCAGCUUUUUAAUGGCUACUUAGAUACCUUUUGUGGUAUAUAAAUGGUUCAAUCUGCAAUUAAUUAUGAUCUUAAUUAAAGAAAAAAACUAUAUCAGAUUAAAUUCCCUAUCAAUUCAUAUACGAUAUAUGUCAACUUAAAUUAUAACAGAUGAGCUGAAUAGUUUACAAUGAUAUCAUCAUGCAAUAGUAUAGAAAAAUUUGUUUUGUUUAUUUGGUGAUCUUUUUUAGCUUUACAAUCACUAUUUUUUCCUCUUUAAUAUUUAUUUUGGAAGUUUGUAUCUUAAUUUACAUGUGAUUGACAAAAUUAUCAAAAUAUUUCGAUGGCACGUUGCUCUGUGAUAUUCAAUCCGUAGUGCUUUAGUAACACAGUAUUAUAAGUACCUGGACACAUUCACGAAAACGUCGUAAAUUAGGUUUUACCUAACCAGUUACGUUCUACUUACGUCUUACGGAUGCACUUAAACUAAGUACUGCCUACAUCACACCUAUGUACUAUGUACAAUUUACAGCGUUUUUGUCAAACAGGUCUUGACCUGUAUACUUUCUGUAUAAUUAUAUAUACUACUAGAGGUAUACAAUCACACUAUCCAUUGCAUGGUUUUACACGUUACAAUUAAUGCCUUGAAAAAUUCAAUCUUGUCUUUACAGUAUUAAUUUCUUUUUUAAAAUGAGUGGAUAUGUUAACAUUGCUAGUGCUGAAAGUAUGUCAUAAUUAAACGAUGUCAGCUAUCCUCAGCAGAAUGUUCAAUAACUCCAAAAUACCUGGGGCAGGAAUUCUGUUAUUAUUUAUGUACAAUUAAUAG